AUGUCGCUGACCCCGCCGCAACGGGUGAUGAGCCAUCUGAUCAAUUCGGCAGUCGGAGUCACUGCUUCAUCUUCGAGAUCCAAGUUCCAGCGGGCGUUCUGCCGAUCGGUGUACGGAGAGCCGGAUACUCUGCUGUUUCAAUGCGUGCGAUGGUUCUUCAAGAACGGAGACUUCACCGAAUUUGAGGAAGACGUAAAGCAACUUGUCACAGGACGUAAGUCGAUUUCGUUUUUUGUUCUUGGGCCUAUUUCCUUACUUCCAGAGCCUCUCGCAACAUUUGUGGACACUCAUCUCUCCUUGUGCCCGGAGAUCAUCAAGAUUAUCAUCGAAAACGCAAUCAACAAAUCGAAAAGAGUGAAAAUGCUGAUCAAGAAAGACGAAUUCGCAGUGUGCAUUGGUCACGGACGGCUGAUCACCAUCCCAUUCACGCAAGAUAUGGAGGAGCCGGCCGCUGCCCUUGCCGAGUACACCAAAAUGUUUUUCUCAGUUUCCGCAAACAACAUUCAGUAUUCCUUCGAAGGCAAUAAUUUAUAUAAUCACAGGGGCUCAAUUUUCACAUUUUCAGGUUGUUACGGGAUCAGAAGAAACAUGGAUAUCACUCCGGCGCAUAUCAAACUGUUCAGCAAGAUCGGUCCGGACCAUUUUGCGGAAAAAGGAAUGCCAAUUCAAAAAAGGGAACGAAAUGGGCGGCUUUCGAUUCGAAUGUGCCGAAUCAACUGGCGACAGUGCGGAAUCUACUUCAAUGCAGUCAUUGAUUUCUUCGAGUCCUACAGAGGGACUGUGAUUGUGCAAGGAGAGCACCCGGCGUGCAAGACCAAACGGACUUACAAGGAUGUUCUGGAGCACACACUGGCUAACCCGGACAACCCGCUGAUCGACGAAAAUCCAAAGCUGAUCCCUCAGAUUCCUCUGGUGAACAAACGUAAACGCCCUCUGGUGGUCCGAUUGUAA
Messenger RNA from Caenorhabditis sp. 36 PRJEB53466, 951 nucleotides. Lineage: Eukaryota; Metazoa; Nematoda; Chromadorea; Rhabditida; Rhabditidae. The record is from the annotation of a GenBank genome assembly.